AAUACUAGUGGUUAUCUCAGUUCUCUCGAGCGGCUCUUCUUCUCUCUCGUGUGCGGUCACCGUUUCACGACGCUGCCCCCACAUAUUUUGAACUCUCAACACCACUCUACUAGCUUCUCUCUCCUCUCUCUCUCUCUCAACGUCGUCGGCGGCUUGGAUUUCUCUCUGGUCUGAUCAACCCGAAGCUCCCACCUCCGGCACACGGUUUCUCUCUGCUCUCUCGAAAAAUAUGUCUGUUCGCUAUAAUCUUCGAAGCGGCGGUGUUGCCCAAACGGCCCCAACCGCUGUUAACAAUACUUCGAGCUCUGGACAGCUCGACAGUAAUGGUGAGUCCUUCGUUACUAUCCCGUCUGCUAGUCGUGCACCUACACCCGGUGUACGCACGCCCGGUAACACUGUCAGUAAUGACGACCGCGGUGUUCCCUCGUUGCAAGUUGAGCACGAGGCGGCCCAUGUCGAACAAGACUUGGGUACGGGUAUUAGUACUCAUGGACAACGUCUUGGCGAUCUGCCAGACGACGAGCGCGUGAAUAAUGAUUCCCGCUCUUGGAAUACUGUACCUACCCGUCGUAGGAGUAGAUCUAUGGAUGAAUCAAACCUUUCGUCCCGUUAUCAUGCGCGCAGUGAAAUUAAGAACCGAUUUGCCUUGACUGAAGAGCAGCUUUCGGCUGUUCGUCAAGCAGAAGCAAGUAUGUCGGACAACGACUGA
Molecule: messenger RNA, 709 nt
Organism: Marasmius oreades (fairy-ring Marasmius)
Lineage: Eukaryota; Fungi; Basidiomycota; Agaricomycetes; Agaricales; Marasmiaceae
Exons: 1
Coding region: 230-709 (159 amino acids)
Source: RefSeq, a predicted model, not a curated record